Molecule: messenger RNA, 1964 nt
Organism: Notodromas monacha
Lineage: Eukaryota; Metazoa; Arthropoda; Ostracoda; Podocopida; Cyprididae
Source: the annotation of a GenBank genome assembly
CUAACGCCGGUCGGGGACAGUAACGAUACAUUAAAGAACCUCCUACGACCCGCGUACCUGCGCUCGCUGUCGUCGGAAGACGAAGACGACAUUGUGGCGAAAUUAAACGAGAGCCGGGAUGAAAGCCUGAAUACGUCGAAAAGCUCGUCGGAUCAAGCGUCGACGUCAGCGACGCCGUCUGGGAGUGGCAUGCCUGUCUUCAACCAGCGCUUGCGGCCGGAUGAUAUCGAGCCCGUCGGCCCCAGGAACCCUGUCACGUUCGUCAGAGACUUGUCCGCUUACUGGUACAAGCCGUCCAUCUCUAGAGAUGAUGCCAUACAAGUCUUGAGAGACCAAAAGCCAGGAACAUUCCUCGUCCGAGAUUCAACCUCGUUCCCAGGAGCGUUCGGCCUGGCCUUGAAAGUCGUGUCAAUGACGAACGGCAGCCAGAAUAAACUGCCGGACACGUCAUCGGAAUCAGUGCGACACUUCUUGAUCGAAACAACAACGAGCGGUGUACGAAUUAAAGGCUGCCAAAAUGAACCCGUUUUCGGAUCGCUGUCGGCGCUGAUUUACCAGCACUCUGUCACCGCUCUGGCGCUGCCAAGCAAACUAGUCUUACCCACGUGUGAUCCCACCGAGAAUAAGCUUAUCGACGCUGCCGACGCUUCUGCUAUGGCAUCACAAAAUUUGCUUCGUCAAGGAGCUGUGGCACAACUUUUCGUUUCAGCCUGCAACGUGAUUUAUCUUCACUCAAUCGACGUGGAAUCCUUGACCGGACCGCAAGCCGUGAGGAAAACGGUUCACACUUACCUGUCGCGAUGCAGCUCCGGGAUCUUACAUCCGCCCUUGUCAUCCCAUUUCAAGGUUUCUCUGAAUGGCAUUACUAUCACCGACAACGAGAGGAUUUUGUUCUUCAGGCGCCAUUAUCCGAUGGAAUCUAUUUCGUAUUGUGGCCUGGAUCCCGAGGAUAGAAAAUGGAAGCCGGACAUGAAUGCGCCGAAAAACAACUACGGAUUCAUGACUCCAAGGCCUUACUUUGGGUUCGUCGCAAGAAAGCCGGGGACUUUGGCUGACAACCAAUGCCAUAUUUUUGCGCAGAUGGAACCAGAACAACCAGCUAGUGCUAUCAUAAAUUUCGUCACCAAAGUAAUGCAGGCGAACACUUCUGAUCCUGGGAGACCGAGGCUACUGUAGUCAGCCAUGCAUUCAUCUAGCUUUUUGUGUUCUGAAUUUGCUCUUAUUUUCUUAUUCAAAUAUUAAGGUCAUGCCGCCAUCUCGAUUGCUAAUUUUAUUCGAAUUCUCGAAUCUUCGCGAUGUCGUUCACUUCGGUCGCGACAGCAUUUUUCUGCUACUGCAUUUAUGGGGUGACCGUCAGAAUCUCGCUGCGAAAGUUUUUUUUUUCGAAAACAUUGCAUAAAUAUUUGGAAUGUAUCCUUUCGAAAUCGUCAUUCGCGGGCAGUAUUCAUGCUUCCCGAACUUUCCUCGAACCACGGACCAUUUUCGCACUUCGCGAAUUCUCUUGUCUUUGGCUGGAAAUCAAGUGAGAACGAGUGUGUAAUCUUUUUUGGCCGAAAAACAUUCGACCAAAUAGGGCUCUUGAGUGUGAUCCGAAAUGGGCUUCGUCUGUUACCGUGGCAAAUUUUUGGACUCCUCGGAAGACUUUUUUUUUUUUGCGAAUUCUCGUCCCAAUAAUUGUUAGAUGAGAUCUAUAUUCUUGACUCAAGGAUGCGUCGUCGGUAUGAUGUGAGAGCAGGCAUGAAUGCAAAUGUAUUCUUUUCAAGUAACUCGAGAUAUUUACCCAGAGGAACUUUUCUCCUCGGGUGGAUUCGUAACCAAUGAUUCUUGUGUUUGAUACUGCUGUCGUCCUUCGAACGGUGGAAAAAACAACGCUUGCAUGUUGUGACCUGUUUUCAUUGAGUCCCCGGGACUAAGGUUUCCGCUUAAUAUGGUCGGUCGAUAAUAAUAAACGUUACUGAUUCCGC